AUGUAAAACCGUCCAAGUUCCAAACAUAGAUAUUAAUAAGUGUCUACUAUGGAUUCAAUCAAUCUUAAAGAAAGAUAAUUAUACCUAUCAAAUAGCAGCGUUUGUAAAUCAACUUAGCAUUUAUAAAAAUUCUAGAACUAUCAAAAGAUGCUAUCCUAAGACCUGAUUAAAUAUCAAAUUCAUAGCAAUAUAGUUAUUCUUAGUUAGACUAGAAAAUUGCUUUAUAAGCCGGCUCAUAUAGUAUAUUCAUAAUCAAAUAUUAGAUCCUAUUACUGGUGCCCUCCAAAUCAGAAAUCCAAUUAAUUAUCCAGUAGAGACAUAAUUACAAAAAAAUACACCCUAUGGUGUCCAAUAACAUUUCAAUAACUAUACUACAACCUCAGGCCAAAUUGGAUCUGGAACAAAACCUAAUGAUAUCUAAUAAUUUCAAAAGAAUUUGAAUAAGUUUUUUGCAGCAGAUGAUCCAAAUCCAGUAUAAUCAAAAUCUCAUUUAAAAUCUAAUUAUGCUUUACCUUUACUAUCAAAUCCUUAAUUUUAAAAGAAUCUUGUUAAAUUUUUUGCAGCUGAUGAUCCCUCUUAACCUCAGAGAAAAAAUAUUUUAAGAUAGAGUAAUUCUAGAUCGAUAAAUUAAUAUUCAUAAUAUCAAGAAUAAUUGUCAAAAUAUGAGAAUGAUCUAUAAUUUUAAAAAAAUUUAACUAAAUUCUUUGCUGCAGAUGAUCCAACAUAAAUAAAAAAACAUCAUUAAUAAGAUAAGUAAGAUAAGUAAGAUAAGUAUCCUAAUCCUAGUCAAUAGAGAUAUCAACCAUUUAAUGAUCCUCCUCUUGAUUCCAGAUUAGUUUAUGAUCAAAAUUUAAAUAAAUAUUUUGCUGGUGAUGAUCCCUCUUAAUAAGAUCCUAGAUUCUAAAAAAAUCUUUAGCAAUUUUUUGGAAUUGAUGCUGUAUAUCAAUAAAAUUAGAAUAUCUAAUAGUAGUAAAUAAUUUUCUUAUUAUUAUAGAAGAACUUAAGAUACCAGAAAAUAAGAAAAUAUUAAACCACCCAAAAUAAUUACAAUUACUGAUAGCAGUUCUGCAGCUAGAAAUCAAGUAGUUGGUUUCUUUAAAGCAAGAGGUGUUGAUGAUUUUGAUUAAUUUGCAAUUCCUGGAGGAGUGUUUGGGAUACUAAAUAGUCUUGUUUAAGAGGAUAGUUUAAAAUAUUACAUAAAUAUUAUGAGAAGUGCUUAUAGCAUUAAGGAAAUUUAUAUUAUUUCUGUUAUUGAUCAAAAUUGUGUAUAUUAUAUAAUCAUUAUUAAAUAGAAUGUAAAACUAUAUACAACUUUGAAAGAUAGAAGAUCACAUUAGAAUGCACUUUAAGAAUUAAAGAGUCUUUUGGAAAAUAAUCAUAAUAUUAGAGAGAAAUUUCAUGGAAUUAUAAUAGAUUAAAAAGGAGCAUCAUAAAAAGUAUUUUGA
This is a messenger RNA of Paramecium pentaurelia, 1445 nucleotides long. The record is from the annotation of a GenBank genome assembly. NCBI's taxonomy places the organism in Eukaryota, Ciliophora, Oligohymenophorea, Peniculida, Parameciidae.